AUGUCGGACGCGAUAGUCGGCGAAGUGUGCAGCGGCAGCCGCAGCCUGGAGGAGUUCCUGGAGCAGUGCGAUGCCUACGCGGCGAUGGCGCCUGAGCGUCCGCAUCUCUAUGACCUCAGUUUCAAUAAAACGCACCGCAAAGAUCCCAGCAACCAAAGAUCCCAGCAACCAAAGAUCCCAGCAACCAAAGAUCCCAGCAACCAAAGAUCCCAGCAACCAAAGAUCCCAGCAACCAAAGAUCCCAGCAACCAAAGAUCCCAGCAACCAAAGAUCCCAGCAACCAAAGAUCCCAGCAACCAAAGAUCCCAGCAACCAAAGAUCCCAGCAACCAAAGAUCCCAGCAACCAAAGAUCCCAGCAACCAAAGAUCCCAGCAACCAAAGAUCCCAGCAACCAAAGAUCCCAGCAACCAAAGAUCCCAGCAACCAAAGAUCCCAGCAACCAAAGAUCCCAGCAACCAAAGAUCCCAGCAACCAAAGAUCCCAGCAACCAAAGAUCCCAGCAACCAAAGAUCCCAGCAACCAAAGAUCCCAGCAACCAAAGAUCCCAGCAACCAAAGAUCCCAGCAACCAAAGAUCCCAGCAACCAAAGAUCCCAGCAACCAAAGAUCCCAGCAACCAAAGAUCCCAGCAACCAAAGAUCCCAGCAACCAAAGAUCCCAGCAACCAAAGAUCCCAGCAACCAAAGAUCAAAGUAA
Molecule: messenger RNA, 696 nt
Organism: Hyalella azteca
Lineage: Eukaryota; Metazoa; Arthropoda; Malacostraca; Amphipoda; Hyalellidae
Product: cornifin alpha-like
Exons: 2
Coding region: 1-696 (231 amino acids)
Source: RefSeq, a predicted model, not a curated record